Otolemur garnettii (small-eared galago) is the source of this 870-nucleotide messenger RNA. It is a transcript of the gene PTP4A3, whose product is annotated as protein tyrosine phosphatase type IVA, member 3. The transcript is spliced from 5 exons. Gene Ontology annotation, molecular function: protein tyrosine phosphatase activity. The record is from RefSeq and is a predicted model, not a curated record. Lineage: Eukaryota; Metazoa; Chordata; Mammalia; Primates; Galagidae. Bases 11 to 532 code for a protein of 173 amino acids. Gene Ontology annotation, biological process: endothelial cell migration; protein dephosphorylation. Gene Ontology annotation, cellular component: nucleus.
AGGCUGGACCAUGGCACGCAUGAACCGGCCGGCACCAGUGGAGGUGAGCUACAAGCACAUGCGUUUCCUCAUCACGCACAACCCCACCAAUGCCACCCUCAGCGCCUUCAUCCAGGACCUGAAGAAAUAUGGGGCCACUACUGUGGUACGCGUGUGCGAAGUGACCUACGACAAAGCCCCGCUGGAGAAGGAUGGCAUCACUGUGGUGGACUGGCCAUUUGACGAUGGGGCACCCCCACCAGGCAAAGUAGUGGAGGACUGGCUGAGCCUACUGAGGGCCAAGUUCUACGAGGACCCUGGCAGCUGCGUGGCCGUGCACUGCGUGGCAGGCCUGGGACGGGCUCCGGUCCUCGUGGCGCUGGCCCUCAUCGAGAGUGGGAUGAAGUACGAGGAUGCCAUUCAGUUCAUCCGACAGAAGCGUCGAGGAGCUAUCAACAGCAAACAGCUCACCUAUCUGGAGAAAUACCGGCCUAAACAGAGACUGCGGUUCAAAGACCCCCACAUGCACAAAACCAAGUGCUGCGUCAUGUAGCUCAGGGCCCGGCCAGGGGGUCCGUGCCCUGGAUGGCCCUCACCUGGCCCUUCUUUCCUUGUACCCCUGGCGCACCUGUGUCCUGGAGUCUGAUCAGCUGUGUGCCCUUCCCUCCCUGUCUCUUUUCUCCUCUGACCCCACCCUCUGUCUCUGAGGCUCUUCCCUGGACUCCUGCCAGCAUCCUCCAUUGCCACCCCCAACAGGUCCUCUCUCUGGCCUGUUUAUUGUGGGUUGGGGUGUGAUUUCUUAAUCACUGGGCCAAGCCUCUUGUCCGUGGCCCCUCACCCUGACCUGGUACCAGAUCCCCGGGCAGUCCCAGACACUUGAAGGCAAUAAAA